AGAGGAUUUGAUAAUUGAUAUGAGUAGCAGUUACAUUUUCCACACGAAUUCGUGAAAUUUUGAAAUAUCUUCAGUUUCAAAUUCAAUCUCUGCAUUUCGAAGCAUAUUAUGUAUGCCAGCCAGUUUGACGGCAACGCCGCCUUCUCCGGCGGCGGUUUCAUGCCCUCUCAGACCACUCAGUCCCAUGACUCUUCCUCCACCUUCCCUACUUCCAGAAAUCGGGAUGCUCAGUCGUUGCUACCUUUGACGGUGAAGCAGAUAAACGAUGCGUAUAACUCGAGCGAUAAUAAAUCCAAUUUGAUUGUCGAUGGUGUUGAUGUCAACACCGUUACACUCGUAGGAAGGGUAUGCAACAAAAAUGGGAUGAUUACUGAAGUUCAUUUUGUCCUUGAUGAUGGCACUGGAAGGAUUGAGUGUAAUAAAUGGCUUCAAGAAGCAGCGGAAUCAAAUGAAGUGGACGGUAUCAUGGAUGGAGUAUAUGUGCGUCUUCAUGGACAAUUAAAAGGCCUUAAUGGGAAAAGGAUUUUGAAUGUUUUCUCGUUUAGGCCUGUGACUGACUUUAAUGAGAUUGCCAGCCAUUUCAUUGAAUGUAUAUAUGUUCAUCUCUACAAUUCCAAGCUAAAGGCUGCUGUUCCUAACCAGCAACAUGUUACAAAUUCAACACCAAUAACACCCACAAAAGGUUACCAAGUUCUCCCACCAAAUCAAUUCUCUGGUCAGCAUAACAAUGGUCAGCCGAGGUUCGAAGAAAUGGUCCUGGAUUUUUUGCAUCUUCCCCCACACAGUGCAUCGGAAGGGGGAGUCUCUAUUAAACUUAUUGAAGAGCAACUACGACUUCCUAAGGACAAGCUGAUGUAGGCUAUCAAAAAUCUUAUUGACGAAGGCCAGAUUUAUGAAGCUAUAAGUGAUCACUAUAAGUCAACCAUCAAUGGUUGACAUUUUAAUAUACGAAGAUAUAGUUUGUGCGGAGUUCCAAUCAUCCUUUCUAUGCCUGUUAGUAAGGUUUAAUGUGUGAAUAUGAGCAAUUAAGCGUACUAGUUAUGCUAAGAUCUAUGGAUUUAAGCAAAGUAGGGAGUUUGCUGGUUCUUGAAUCUUGAUCUACUUGUUUUGUUUUGUAUUGUAUUUUCUGUCUAUGUUUUUCUUUUAUAUCAUGAUAAGAAAUGGUCUUACGAGGUUUUUUUUUUGUCUUGACAAGGUGCUAGUUUUUUCACUCUGAUAAAGAAUUGUUUUUAGGGCUUAUUGGAUCCAUUUAUGAGUACGCACAAAAAAAACAAGGAACCAUUAAUGGGCUA
Messenger RNA from Arachis duranensis, 1292 nucleotides. Its product is annotated as replication protein A 32 kDa subunit B. The coding region runs from base 109 to 858 and encodes 249 amino acids. Gene Ontology annotation, molecular function: DNA binding. Gene Ontology annotation, cellular component: DNA replication factor A complex; site of double-strand break; chromosome, telomeric region. Gene Ontology annotation, biological process: nucleotide-excision repair; DNA replication; double-strand break repair via homologous recombination. NCBI's taxonomy places the organism in Eukaryota, Viridiplantae, Streptophyta, Magnoliopsida, Fabales, Fabaceae. The record is from RefSeq and is a predicted model, not a curated record. The transcript is spliced from 10 exons.